Messenger RNA from Tetrapisispora phaffii CBS 4417, 4986 nucleotides. RefSeq names its product Bud3p (gene BUD3). Bases 1 to 4986 code for a protein of 1661 amino acids. NCBI's taxonomy places the organism in Eukaryota, Fungi, Ascomycota, Saccharomycetes, Saccharomycetales, Saccharomycetaceae. Gene Ontology annotation, molecular function: guanyl-nucleotide exchange factor activity. The transcript has a single exon. The record is from RefSeq and is a predicted model, not a curated record.
AUGUCAGCAGACGAAAAUACCUCUGAUUAUUCUGAUGAGAAAUUAAUCGAAGUUCCAAAGCUUGACUCCAAUCCUCAAAUUGAUUCUGUGGAUGCUUCAAAAUCUGAAACAAAUACUAAUCAAGAGAUUACAUUAUUUAAUAAUUUAACUUUUAACAAUAUAGGGCAAGAUCACGAUGGUUAUGACGAUGAUGAUUUAAAAUUAAUGUCAGAUAUCAUAAAAAAGGCAGAUAUUUUCCAAGGGACAGAUGAAAUCAUAUGGGGUCGAUUUAUAAUAUUCGUUAAAAAAGUAAAGGGGUCUACGACAACCGAUGCCUUAGUGUUAGAUAAACUGGGUACUACAUUACUCAAAGAUCUAGAUUUUUCUAAAAAAUCUCAAUAUCAUUCAGCAGUUGAAAAUUUAGAUCCUGAAUUCCAAAAAAAUGACACGAGAAAAAACAUAGCAGUUGCAUUAUUAAUGAAAUACAAUACCCUCACAACUGCUCAAGUUAAUAGAAUAAAGUCGAAAACCAUAAAAUAUACUUAUGAUCCUAGACAUGCUGGUGGCUUAGCAAGUAGAUGUAUUGAUCUAUUAGAAAAAAAGGAUAAACUCGAUAGAAAUACAUUAAUAAAGAAGGUUGAAAAAUAUAUUUUAUCUGUUGGUUUGGUUCAAAAAAGAACAGUUAAUUCAGUAUUAUUAGAUGUCGUUUAUGAUAAUACUGAAGCUAAAGUUGAUAUGAAUAAUCAGAUUGUAUAUUAUCUUGGAGAGCAAUUAGAACAACUAUUUAAUCCUCUUUCUGAAUAUUCACCAGAACAAACAGAAUAUACCUACAGGCCGCCUGAUGAAGAUACCUCUGAAACAGCUGGAGAAUAUGAAAGUAAUAUAUUACAAAAAUUAGAUGAUGAGACUGAUUUGGUUCAAUCAAUUUGUAAUGAGCUAAUACAAUUCCAAACAAAUUUUGCAUUAAAUUUAGUUGACUUUUUACAAAAAUUCUUAAUUCCUCUGAGAGUUGAAGCUCUAAAUGGUAACAUAAAAAACUUAUCAACAGUUAAACUUAAUCGACUAUUCCCACCUACUAUUGAUGAAGUUACAAGAAUUAACUGUAUAUUUUUAGAUUCAUUAAAACUUGCCUCGCCCUAUGGAGCAUAUGAGAUUAUGAAAGCAUGUGACAUUACUAUUCCUUAUUUUUAUAAAGCAUAUACCAGGCAUGAAGCUGCCACUAAAGACUAUAGUAAAAAUAUUACACUAUUUUUGGAAAAAUUUAAGGAUAAUAUACCUUAUUCUGAUACAUAUAACAAAAUCAAAUUAGAAACAAUCAUAAAAGGGCCACAAGAAAAAUUAUUGAAACUUAAACUGAUAUUGAAUAGACUAUGGGAAUCAAAAAAGUGGCCUAAAUCUCAAGAAUCUCAAGCUAAGAUCUGGUAUGACAAUACAAUUGAUAUAAUACAUUCUUUUGCAACUCUAAAGGAGCCAAUUAGCUCUUACAGUACUAGGGUAUUUACUCCUUCUGGUAAGAUUUUGACCGAAUUGGCGAAGCAUUGGCCAGUAGAACUUCAAUACAAAUGGUUAAAAAGAAGGGUUGUAGGUGUAUUUGACGUAGAAAUAACAAAUGAUUCUAAUACAAGAGGUUUAAUAGUAAUUUUCAGUGACUAUAUUGUAUUCUUGGAAAUUCAAAACUCCAAUCAAUAUUAUGAAAAGAGUAGAUUACGAAACAAACCUUUGUUGUCUGAUAUAUUGAUGAAUUCACUAAUCAAUGAAAUUGCGCUUCCACCAAAAAUUCCAACUUUAUCAGUAAAACAUUACUGCUACAUUAAUAACAUAUCUGUUUCGAUUUUUGAAGACGACAACAUAAGGUUUGAUUCCUAUAACAAUGACAAUGUUUUUUCGAUUUCAUAUAAAUUAAUAUCAAAUAGUUCAACUGUUCGUCAAGUUGCAGAUUUGGUAACAAAAGCUUCUAUUUUAGAAAAAGAUACAGCCUUCCAUUUAUUUAGGUCUUUGACAAAAAAUAUUUCAUUAUAUUCAACAGCCCAUGAAUUGGUAUCAUACAAUGAUGAGGGAGUUAAAUCAAAGUUUGCACUAUUUUUGAACACAACACCUGAUAAGGAACUGCUAACAGUAAAUAAACUUCAUGCUGCUAUAUUUGCCAGGAUUGUUGAUGUAGAUGAUAUUCCUAAUAUGGAGUUGACAGUCAUAACAAGCGACAAUAGGAAGAAAAAAGUAAUAAUAAAGGCAAAUAAAUUGAGAGAGGAACUUUGUAAUAUUUUGUCAUUAGAGUUAACCAACUGUUUUUCCUCCUUACGCUCGCCAUUUUAUUCUCAAUUACUCAAAGCAAAUGAGUUUUUAAUAGAAGAAACUUCCAAAAGAAUUGUGAUGCACAAGAAAGAUGAGGAAAAAGAAUCCCUUAAAAAAAAUAAGAAAGAAGAAACUCUUGAAGAGUUUGAUUUCUCGCACCAAAAAACUAAAUCUUUUAGUACUAUUACGACCUUUAGAAGUUAUGCCAGUGACUUGCACGAUGUCAGUGAUACAGAACUAAAAUCUAACCUUACAGAAGAAAAGAAAAAUAAGUCUGUUGCCAAUAAAUCAAGUGUGGUGAAACAAUUGGACUCAAUAAAAGAAGGGAAACAAAACGAUCUUAAAGCUCAAAACAAUGCAAAAUCUCAAGGCAAAUUGAGCUCUCAAAGUAAUCGGACUUCUCAGAGUAAUCUGAAAACUCAAAACAAAGUUACAGUUGAUUCAAUCAAAAAUAAUAGUACUAAAAUUCCUGUUAAGACAAAACCUAUCAAGGUAAAGGCUGUUUCAAAACAAGAAAAGUCUAAAAAAGACAAUAAAUCUGGAUUUUUAACAAACUUUAAGGGAAUGUUUAAAAAAACUAAACAAAAUAAAACUUCAGAUAUAAAAAGUAUCACUACUAAAAGUAAUAAGAUAAAAACAAGUAAAAAACAAUCAAGCAAACCCAGUAAAGUACAUACUGACAAAAAUAUCGUUCCCGAUCCAAAGUUAAAGGAAAAUAAAGCUAAAAAAUCUAGUAGUGUUCAAAAUAAACCUGAGAAAUCAAAUAAAACUGUGAAAUCAAAUAGUUCAAAUGCAAAUGAGGACAAUGAUCCUUCAGCAUCUAUUAACAACCAAAGAAUCUCAUCGGUUGUUAGAAAUAAAGACUUUGGAAAGCCAUCCAUUGAGGUUGGGACUGGUCUUACUGAUAAAGAUUGUAGUAGCAAUGGCAUUAUUCAGAGCGAUGAAACCGCAUUGUUGGGAGAUAAGGUAAUGAAAUCUAUUGAAAAAUUAACUGCUGCCAAUGAUGAUGAAACAAACAGUAAUGAUAAUCAUAGCAGAGAAUCAUUGUCUAGUGCAAAAAACUUAACUGAAGCCAAUGAAAAUAUCCAAGAGUCGACUGAUGACCUUGUAAAUAAAACAUUUGACGAUGAUCCAUUUGGUAAUUAUGAAAUUCAAAAAGAACCUCUUAAUUCAAAAGAACGGGAUAACGCAAAUGGUAGCGAAGAAUUACCAAAGGUUUUGACUUCCAACAUUGAUAAGGAAGUAAAAGUCAAAACUAUGAAUAAAGAGUUAAAAGGUAGUGUUGAACUUAUUGCUAACGACGUUUAUGAUAAAAGACUCCCAUCGCUACCUCACUCGAGUGAAACAAACGAUACGAUACUGUCACAGUCACAGUCACAGUCACAAAGUUCGAAUCAUUUAGAAAAAAUUGGAGACUUUAUCUCUAAACUAGAGACCAAAAAAAAUGACAGCAAUCCAUUAGAUGCUUCAACAAAUGGCAAGUUAGUCAAUCAUAUAUUUCCUAUUAUUCCUAAACCUACUAAAAAAGCUGUUAAUAUAGAAAGAUCGGAAUCUUUCAUAGAACUGUUUGAAUUAACUAGAUUAGUUAUCGAUGAAGUUGAUGGUAACUAUAAUUGGAAGAGAUUAGGUACAAAUACCUUAUCAGAUAAUGUUGCUAUCCAAAAAAAUAAAAGUAAACUAAUACCUGAACAACCUACUAUACCUGAACAGCCAACAAUAUUUGAACAACAAGAAGAGUUUUUUGAUGCAUCCGAAUUUGUCGAAGAGGGAGAACAUGACGAAAUUAUACCACCUAAGAAUAUCAUUGUAGAAUCUGAAACGAGUAAUUUAUCUGCUAAUUCAAAUGAUGCCGCCAAUCACACGAUAGACUUUUUGGAAGAAAUUGGUGACAUGAUGGAUAAUAUUUUGAAACCUGACUCAAAAAAAGUUAGUUCAACUACGAAUAAUCAACCUAAAUUCAAGGUGAUUAGUAACUCCCCGGUAAGAAUUAUUAACAAAACAUUUAAAGCUCAAGAUUCUACUCAGGUUCCUAAUCAAUUAGAUAAUGUUCCAGAUUUACAACUUGUUGAUGAUGAACGUAGCGUCCAUAAUAAAGUUGUUGCUAUUGCACCAAAUGAAGUAGAUAUUCCUUCUAAGAAUCAGCAAGUUAACGAACAUUCCAGUAAGAAGAAUGAAAAUACCGAUAUGCUUGAUGACCUUGAUUUUAGCUCAUUCGAUAUUUCUUUUGAUAACUCAACCAUCAAUACCAGUGCAGUCAACAGCCCAGAAAGAGAAUUAACAAAUGUUGGUAUAAACCGUAGGCAACUCACAAACACUGGACCAACUGUUUAUAAACUUCCACCGCUAUCUAUGAACGAACGUGUGAUUAGUGGUUCCAAGAAGUUGAAUAAUAUCACCAAUAAUAAGCUAACUAUACCUAAUUCAGGAAGUUUUGUAGAAGACGUCAUUUGGGUGUCGCCAUCUAAACUGACUUUAGAUGAUGAAUCCAAUACGUCAAACCAUAUUGCUGAUAAUUUUGAUACCAAAAAGGAUAAUAACAGUAACUCUCCUUUUUUAAUUAGUUCGCAAGAUAAUAUGAAUUCAAAACCUAAAAGCUCUAACUCUGCUAAGCUGUCAUCAGAAUUUUCAUAUGCUUAUUUGGCCAACUAUUUAGAAAUCUCGCAAGAUGAUGAAGAAAAGCAUAAACUUCCAGAGAAGCUACAAUUCAAUGAAUAA